CCUUCCCAAACUUCCUCCCCAAAUCUCCCUGUCAGACUACCCCUAAUGCCCCACCUGCGAUCCACACUCCUCUUCGCAACCUCUCCAGCCUUUCCACGUUCCACACCCCUCUUCGCAACCUCUCCAGCCUUUCCACGUUCCACGUUCCAUCCUUCCGUCCAAUUAAGCGAGCACUUCCAUUGUGCCCAACACGACAUCAGGCUCUCGACACUGUGAGUCGAAGUCGAUGCCCAAAGCUUAGCUUCUACUCCUCGAUAUGCCAUACUUUCACGAAGACUAGAACGACCGCUCGAUUUCCGCUUCUCUAGACAACGAACACUCGAAAAUCUCUAGCGUACUGCUACUCUAAGAAAGAACGACGUCAACCACCCCAACCAGUUGUUUGGGUAGUUAUUGUCUUUAUAUACCAGAUCCCGAUGUCGCUUGAACGAGAGACUCUCACCAAAAAUGACGAAUUUUUUAACGAUGCACCCACGGGCGUGACAGUUGUUGGGUCAGGGCAGAUGAUAUACUGGAAGCAGUGUACGAUUAAAGUUUACAAGACUGGAGAAGAACAGAAGCCUGUUCGAGUGAUUACAACGUGCAAUGGUCAAGCACUUGUGAGGAGGGGUACCAGUCUUUUACUCGAAGAGGGCCUAGUGGUAGAAGAAUAGGAUUGAUGUUUGGUAUUAAGCGUAAAGUUUCUUCAUGGUCCUGAACGCAUGCCAGUCCCCC
Molecule: messenger RNA, 714 nt
Organism: Trematosphaeria pertusa
Lineage: Eukaryota; Fungi; Ascomycota; Dothideomycetes; Pleosporales; Trematosphaeriaceae
Exons: 3
Coding region: 417-653 (78 amino acids)
Source: RefSeq, a predicted model, not a curated record